Molecule: messenger RNA, 1797 nt
Organism: Tachyglossus aculeatus (Australian echidna)
Lineage: Eukaryota; Metazoa; Chordata; Mammalia; Monotremata; Tachyglossidae
Gene: TMCO6
Product: transmembrane and coiled-coil domains 6
Exons: 12
Coding region: 43-1563 (506 amino acids)
Molecular function (GO): protein binding
Source: RefSeq, a predicted model, not a curated record
CGCUCCUCCUCCUCCCGUCCCCCCGCGCCGGUCCCCACCGCCAUGUGGAGCCGCCGCGCCGGGCGUCGCGGGCCGUGCGGGCCUGAGGAGCUGCGGGGCCAGAGGCGGGAGCGGGAGGCCGCGCUCCGCAAGGCGCGACGGCAGCAGCAGCUGGUCAGCAAGAGGCUUCUGCGGGAGGAUGGGCCGGCUGAGGCUGGGGCUGCCCCCCUGGAGAACCAGGAGAUGCAGCAGCUGCUCCGCACUGCCCAGCGGGGAGCGGGGGAGAAGGAGAAGGAGGCGGCCCUGGGCAGCCUCCGCCGGGGUCUGCAGCAUCCCCAGGCGCAGCGGAUGUUUAUCCGGUCGGAGGGCAGCGUCCGUGCCCUCAUCGGGCUCCUGACCAGCAGCCGGGCGGCGUUGCAGCUGGAAGCGGCUCGCUGCCUGCACGAGCUGUCGCACGCCGACGACCGGGCCGUGGCCGAGGCCUGCCUGCCCUCCACGUCCUACCUCCUCACCUACCUGUCGGGGCACAGUGCCGACUUCAUCGAGUUGUGCCUGUACACACUGGGCAACCUGGCAGUGGAGAGUGAGGCCGUGAGGAAGCAGCUUCUACCCCAGGGGGUCAUCUCGGCCAUGGCUGCCUGCAUCCAGUCUCCCCACCCGGCCGUGCUGGAAGCCCUCGGCUACGCCCUGUCUCAGCUCCUGCAGGCGGAGGAGGCUGCGGAUGAGAUUAUCCCCCGGGUCCUGGCCUCCCCGCUCCUCCAGCCCAUGCUGAGGCUGCUGCGGCCCACCCCGGAACGGGGGGCCGGCGUCGCCGUGGAGUUCGCCUGGUGCCUUCACUACAUCGUCUGCAGCCAGGUGGACAACCCGCUGCUGAUCUCCCAGGGAGCACUGUCCACCCUAGCGGAGCUGCUGCUGGGGCUGGCUGGGGCCGUCUCGGAGGCCGCGGACACGGGGCUCGAGCUGCUGGCCUGCCCCGUGCUGCGGAGCCUCGGUAACCUGCUGGCCGAGGAGUCGGCCCUGGCGGCGCCUGGUUGGGAGCAGCUCAGAGACGAGAGGAUCUUGGUGGCCGUCUUUGUCCUCGUGAAAGCCUUUCUCCGGUGCCAGUCCGGCCUGGUACCCGAGUGCCUCUGGCUGCUCAACAACCUCACUGCGGACGACCCCGCCCUCUGCACCGCCCUGCUCACCCUGGACCUGAUCGCUCCCCUCUUGCAGCUCUUGCCCCUCUCUCAGGUGGUGAGCGUGCUGGUGCUCACCGUCCUAUGCAACGUCGCCGAGAAGGGUCCUCUCUACUGCCAGAGGCUGUGGCCCGGCCCCACGCUCCCCUCCCUGCUGGCCACCCUGGCCCUCUCGGAUCCAGAAGUGGUCGGUCAGAGCCUGGAACUGCUGCAGCUGCUCUUCCUCCACUGGCCCGAGGCGGCGCAGAACUUCAUACAGCAGUCGGGCCUACAGGCCCUGGAGCAGCACGAGGGCCACACGGAGCUACAGGACCGGGUGCGAGUGCUCAAGGAGACGGCUCUGCGUGGGAGCCAGCCCCCUCCAGCCUCCUGCGACCCCACGCCCCCGCCUCCCCUCCCCGCUCUCUAGGAACCGGCCCUCUCUCUCCUUGGAGGGAGAAGGAUCGGAACUCCCCUAGUUGAGGGGAAAUGGAGACAAGGUCCCAUUCCUCUUCCUCGUUUUGCAGGCCUCAUUCAGGCGGGACUUCAACAGUAGUCACUCACAUGAUCACCUGGUCUGGGAUCACAACUGUCCCUCCCUUUGCACAGAGUUGUAUAUUUUUUUUUCCCCCAGUAAACUGGCUCUGGCCACUGCACUGAUGAA